CCGAUAUGCCAAUGGCUUGUCAAAUAUCAGCUGUUAAUACAAACUAUUAUUCUGCUAUGAUACGCCGGCGGAUAUCAUUUAUUUCUAUUAUAUAAAUAAGAUAGCUCUAUUGAUUGUUAGUGUAUUUAUUAGUUCUACAUAUAACUAUCUUAAAAUGACAGAUAUAUCAAACAAAUCUGUUAAAGUUGUUGUAUUAGGCGAUAUCGGAAGGAGCCCCCGAAUGCAAUAUCAUGCAUUAUCUUUAGCCAAUAACGGAUUAAAAGUGAAUAUCAUUGGUUAUGUGGAAACGAAACCAUUGCCUGAUAUCCAAGAGAAACCGAACAUAACGAUAACAAAACUACAACCACUGAAACUUGGCGGUCCUAAACUCAUUCAAUACUUCGCAAAAACACUAUGGCAAACUAUAAGCUUACUUUUAACGUUAUUUAUUACUGGGAAGUGUGACUAUAUUUUGUGUCAGAACCCACCAGCGAUUCCCACUUUAUUUGUAUGCCGAUUUUAUUGCUUGAUUACAAAAACGAAGUUUAUCAUUGAUUGGCACAACUAUGCAAACUCCAUUAUGGCUUUAUCAUUGGCUUCGAAACAUCCACUGCUCAGAGUAGCUACACUAUUGGAAAAGUGGUUUGGCCAGUCUUCUGACCACAAUCUUUGUGUUACAUAUGCAAUGAAGGAGGAUUUGAUAGAAAAAUGGGGCAUUGUUGCUACAGUACUAUAUGAUAGACCUCCAAAAAUAUUUCAUCCAAUAACAGUACAUGAAAGACACAAUUGGUUUCUAAAAAUUGGCGAACAAUAUAAUGAUUUCUUAGACAGCAAUUACAAAGGGUCAGAGGUAAAAACAGCCUUUACCGAAACUUUUGGGGACAGUAUUGUAUUGAGACAAGACAGACCUGGCCUUCUGUUUAGCAGUACAAGCUGGACACCAGAUGAAGACUUUGGUAUAUUAUUGGAAGCCUUACAAGUAUAUGAAACAACACAUGCUCUAUCCAAAAAAUUGCCCAAACUUAUCUGUGUAAUUACUGGUAAGGGACCUAUGAAGGAGUAUUAUCAGGAACAGAUAGCAGCACGAAACUGGAAGAAUGUAACAGUGAUAACUCCUUGGUUAGAGGCCAAAGACUAUCCAACUAUGGUAGCAAGUGCUGAUUUAGGAGUGUGCCUCCACACUAGCUCGUCAGGAUUGGAUCUGCCCAUGAAAGUUGUAGAUAUGUUUGGUGCUGGUCUGCCUGUCUGUGCAUGCGAUUUUAAAUGUAUAAAUGAAUUGGUUCAACAUGGUUUAAAUGGUUAUACAUUUAAAUCAAGUGAUGAGUUGUCUAAGCAAAUUGUGAGCUGGUUCGAAGGCUUUCCUAAUAAUGCACAACAAAACAAACAAAUACAGAAAAUGAGACAAGAAUUAACCAAGUUUCAAGAAUCAAGAUGGGAAGACAACUGGGAUUUGAGAGUAAGGAAAUUCUUUGAGUCAUAAGACUAUUAGGAUUAUAACUUUGGGACCAAUUAAUUAAUUAUUAUAUGUAUUCAAUGUGUAUAUCAUAAUAAAAAAAUUCACUUUUAAA
Molecule: messenger RNA, 1547 nt
Organism: Zerene cesonia (dogface butterfly)
Lineage: Eukaryota; Metazoa; Arthropoda; Insecta; Lepidoptera; Pieridae
Gene: Alg1
Product: chitobiosyldiphosphodolichol beta-mannosyltransferase
Exons: 4
Coding region: 155-1459 (434 amino acids)
Cellular component (GO): endoplasmic reticulum
Molecular function (GO): mannosyltransferase activity
Source: RefSeq, a predicted model, not a curated record